CGCCCUCCGCCCAGGUGGCCCGGCCGUGCCUUUCCCGUGGCCCCGGGGCUGUAGACCUGCGUUCGUGCCACUCGCACCGCCGCGUGGAGUUCCGCACACGGCUGGGGUUUCUCUUCACCUCAUGACGUCGAUCGCGCCUGCACCGGAGCUUCCGGGGCACAGGAAUUCGUGGGUGUCUGUGGUGUGUUCCACGCCUCUCAGCGUAUUCAAGUCUAGCUUGACCAUCAAAAUAGUUCCUGAGGCUUCGAGGAGAAGGCAGGGCCUGUGUUUAGAAGCCAUUGGUGGAGUUGGCAAAUCCAUUCAGGACAAAAGCCAGGAUGGAUGAUCAAACAUGGUAUUUGAGAACAUCAAAGCUGGCUCUGGCCUUGGCAAUUAUCCGCUCAACACCAGCAGACACAAGCAGCAGAGAAUACACAGAGCACCUUGCGAAGGUGGUGUCUGAGCAGGAGUCAACGUGGAGAUCAAAAGUCCAGGUCUUGGAAGCUGAAGUUCUGCAAUUACGCCACAAACUUCUUCUAAGCAGAAUGUGUGCAGAAGUGUUUAAGAGUGGAGACCCAACUUCCCAGUUGCAGGCUCAGGAACCUGGAAGUUCUGAAAAUACAUUAAGUCAGCUGGAAGAUUCUGGGUGUGAUUUAUCAAAUGAGGAGAGAAGUGAACCUUCAGAGAUGCCCCAGCAUUUUGUGGAGAGCUGCACCCCCACACCCUUUCUGCCCCUGCCCAUUGUGAAAAGACAUGGUGCCACUGUGGAAAAUCCUCUGUUUUCCCACAUGCAAUUCUUGCAACGUCUACUUGAACUGAAGAACUUGACAGAAUCAGGGAGUCUGAAAACAGACUUAAGCCACUUUGAAAAUGACUUUUCCACAGUAUCUGAUUCUGUUUUUCAGUUGCUGGAUGGCCUGAUCACUUUUUACCGUAAACCCAAAUUUCCUUUUUCAAGCUUUUGGGCAGAUGCUGUUGAUACUUUAGCUGGAUUGAUCAGUGAUUGUCACUUAUCUAAUCAUAUUCUUAAAAAGUGUUCCAAGAAGUUAGAAGAAUUUGAGAAAACCCUACUACAGGUUAUUUUAAGGAGCAACCAUUUAAAUCGGUUUCAGGUGCAGCAUUUUGUGUCUCAGAGUCUGGUAACCCUGGGAAGUUGCAGCUUGUUGAGAAAAUCUAUAAUAUCUCUGCUUUUAUCAGAAGUAAACAGCUUCACUGAUGUUCUGGCUACCAUCAAUCAGGUGCAAGCCAGUUAUGUGACACGCUAUGAAAAUAUUUUCUCCCUCUUCUGGGUUCUGGAGCAGCUUCUUCAAAAGGAAACCAAAGAAGGCAACACUUCAAGUGUAGUGCAUGAUGACCAAGAAAUCAAGAAAUUUCUUCAAAAGCAUGAUGAAAAUAUUUCCCAACUCUCUGAUGCAUUUCCUUUAUUUACUCUUUAUUUAUGGAGACUGGGCAUUCUCUUGAACUCGUUAGAAACGGUUGAAAGUAAAUCACUUCCUUAGCAAUUUACUAAAUGUCAGAAGCAUACUGAAGUAUGAAGAUCUUCUGCUUAAAAGAUUUUCAAAAUUUUUAAAUGAGUGUUUAGGGACACCUGGGUGACUCAGUGGUUGAGCAUCUGCAUUUGGCUCAGGGCGUGAUCCCAGAGUCCUUGGGAUUAAGUCCCUCAUCAGGCUCCCUGCAGGGAGCCUGCUUCUCCCUCUGUCUAUAUCUCUGCCUCUCUCUGUCUCUCAUGAAUAAAUUAAAAAAUCUUUUUAAAAAAAUGAGUGUUUUAAAUGGAUUUCUUAAUAUAAUCAUUAAUUCAGUAGUUUUAAAUUGUAUAUAAAAGAUUAUGAGUCAUAUUUCUAUACUAAAAUCAGCCAGUUUCAGUUGAGAAUGUCCUUAUUUCCAUGUAACUGUUUUUUACCAUAGUUACUCAAUAUAGUCUAGUUCUAUUCUCUAUAAUGGACCAUUAAUUGUCUAUCUCAUAAACAAUAUUUACAUUUUAAAAGAUUUAUACAUAAUAGAUACUAAAAGGCAAUGGAAGAGAUCUUAAAAGUUUUGUUGUUCAUCAACACAGUCUUUAAGUGGUUAUAAAUGGAGUUUCAUUUACAGAAGAUCAUUGUCUAUCUUCUUAGAGGAUGACUCUUUAACAUUUAUAAACCUAAUAGCCCUUAAUUUCAUAAAAUCAUAUUUGUCAAGUUCUUUGAAAGUACUAAUUCAUCGUUUAAAAUGUUUGGUUUUCAAGUGUUUGUUUUCAUUCUGUUUAUCAUGUGUAAUACUUCUGUUAUUGUUAAAAUGUAGUUAAGUCAUUUAUAAUUAAAUCAUUAAGGAUAUUUUUACAAAUCUAGCAUCUGCCCAGAAAUAUACUCAUCAAAAGUAUAUUUAUACUUAUUAAAAAUAUUAGUUAAAUAUUCCAAUUACACAGUUUCAUUGACUUUAUUUCAAUUAUCAAAUUCAUAACAAACUAGCUUAAUGAGUACACAUUAUGUAUUUUCCUAUAGUGCAAUUUAGGGCACAACAAAUAUAGAUUUACUUUGUAAAUUAUGUGUGAUAUUGUUUCAUAAGUUAAUUACCAUUCCUAAAUGCCAUUUUUAAAAAAACAAAUGUAUAUAAAAUCAUAUCAUCACCUGCCACAGGUUUUUUUGGAACUAUUUCUAGCUUUCUAGAAAAGAAAGCCUUUUUAAAAAUAAAACUUAAUGUGUAAGUCACCUAUUGUGAUGAAACAAAUGACUGUAAAAUCCUAGUGGCACACCGCAAUAAAUAUGUCUCAAGUGUCUAUGGGUCAGUCACUUGGGGAUUGAGGCAUCUGUCCUGAGUUCUGCUGGAAAGCUCUGAUCAGGUUGCAGAUCCCACAGGGGUAGGCUCUUUAUUAUAUAUUGGGCUUUCAUCUCUUCCACUAGUGCUCAUUCAGGGGCCCAGGUUGAGAGGGAAGCAGCUACUCAGGGGAGUUUCUGUGGCAAUGGCAGAUUGAGAAAUGUUACACUGUGAUUGUCCACAUGCAUUAGCCAAAGUACAUCAAGUGGUCAAGCUCAGAGAAAAGAGGCAAGGAAGCACCCUCCCAGAAUGGGAGAACUUGCAAAGUUAAAUGGCAAAGGCCAUGGAUACAGGAGAGAAUGGAGAGUUGGGGCAAAUAAUUUACUGUAGCAUACAUACUAGUCAAACACGAGAAGGGUAUUCCAGAUCCUGAGUUCAGAGAAAUUUUUAUAGUAUUUGAUUCUUGGGAUUUGUAUAGUUGAUGACACCACACAAAAUGACAUCUCCCCAUCCUCACUCUUAAUGAUUAGACAAAGUUGGUAAAUAUAUAAGCAACAGCAGUGGCCCUUGACCCACUGCAGCCAGCCAACAUAAUGAUCCUAAGAAGUCUUUUGUAACUAGAACAGAUUUCUUAAUUCUAAUAAUCUUCACAGCUUCAUGGUCUGAAAAUUAGCUUAGAAAAUGUAUUUAUUUUAGAGGGACAGACAAGAUGUUGGGAUCAUUGUUCACAUACAAAAUGGAGAUAUAUAUUAUUUCCAUCUGAUACUAUUUUUUUAAACACUUAACUUUUUUUUAAGAUUUUAUUUAUUUAUUCAUGAGAGACACAGAGAGAGAGAGAGGCACAGACACAGGCAGAGGGAAAAGCAGGCUCCAGGCAGGGAGCCUGACGCAGGACUUGAUCCCAGAUCCCCAGGAUCAUGCUCUGGGCUGAAGGCGGCGCUAAACCGUGGAGCCACUAGGGCUGCCCUUAACUUUUAAUCUAUUAUAUGACACCUAACCCUUAAUUCUCCUGUGUUUCAUUCUCUAACUGUUAACUGUGCAGCACAUUUAGUAUUGAAGUCUCAAUCUGCUAGUGAAAAAGAAGAUAAAAUGAAACGUUUGUAUCAAUUUCAAACAAGUGAUGUACCAUAGAGAAUGAAUGAUUUAAACUAGAAUUAAAAUGAUUGAAGAAUGUUGUAGCAAUUAAGAUUUGAUUAAUGUCUAACUCUAGAAUUAAAAAUAAAGAGGACCACAAGGUAAUCCUAAAAAUGGAAGAAAUGAUAAAAAUGAUACUAAGUGCUGACAUUCAUAUAAUAAACCUAUAACACUCAUGUAGUAUAGCUAUAAUAGGCGCCAGGCAGUGCAGUAAGUGUUUAUGUAUAUUUACUCUUUUUAAUUCGCCCAACAGCCCUAUGUGAUAGGUAGCAUUAUUAUGUGCAUUUUAGAGAAGAGGAAUUCUGGCAAAGGAAUGUGCAAAGGUCACACCACCAGGACCUGGAAGACCUAGAUUUCACCCCCAGGAAUUUUAUCUUCCAGUCCACACCUAAUUAAUCUGCUACACUUCCUGUUCAUUAUACUGGUAAUUAUAAAAAUUUCACAAAUACCAUCUCUUGGCAGUUGUCAUUGAAGCUUUAUAUGCCCUUAACUACAAAUCUUUUAUCAUCGCAGUUAUGAGCAAGCUGGCUUCUUAGCCCCUGCAGAGCGG
Messenger RNA from Canis lupus familiaris (dog), 4393 nucleotides. It is a transcript of the gene MEI4, whose product is annotated as meiotic double-stranded break formation protein 4. The transcript is spliced from 5 exons. NCBI's taxonomy places the organism in Eukaryota, Metazoa, Chordata, Mammalia, Carnivora, Canidae. Gene Ontology annotation, biological process: homologous chromosome pairing at meiosis; meiotic DNA double-strand break formation; oogenesis. The coding region runs from base 318 to 1478 and encodes 386 amino acids. Gene Ontology annotation, cellular component: lateral element. The record is from RefSeq and is a predicted model, not a curated record.